AUGGAGAAGAAGGUGGUCAUGAACAGCUUCAGGAACGGUGGAUUUGAGGCAGAGGAAAGUGUCUCUGAUAACCCCUUUAAAAAGGGACAAGCUUUUGAGAUGUUCACUGUCAUCAAAUCCGAAGGAUAUCAGGUAUACGUGAAUGGCAAGGAGCAGUACACAUUCAGGCACCGUAUACCAUUGGAAAAAGUGUCAGCGUUAAAUAUCACUGGAGAUGUUGCAGUGAACCUUUUUGGCUUCAUACAAAACUGGAGCACAUCUUCAUUUCCUACAGAAGUUACAACAAAAAUCAUCAGUCUGGGCAGCUCACGUGGGGAACGUUCAACCGUACAGGCAGAGAUCUUGCAGCCAGUCCAAAACCCUAUCCUUCCUUAUGUGGGCCCAAUUUCUGGAGGACUGAGAGAAGGCAUGGCCUUGUACUUUCAAGGAGUUGUUCCCACUAAUGCUGACCGACUGGGCAGUCCGAGGGCGAUGACAUUGCUUUCCACUUCAACCCUCGAAUGGAGAAAGGUGGUCAUGAACAGCUUCAGGAACGGUGGAUUUGAGGCAGAGGAAAGUUUCUCUGAUAACCCCUUUAAAAAGGGACAAGCUUUUGAGAUGUUCAUCGUCAUCAAAUCUGAAGGAUAUCAGGUAUACGUGAAUGGCAAGGAGCAGUACACAUUCAGGCACCGUAUACCAUUGGAAAAAGUGUCAGCGUUAAAUAUCACUGGAGAUGUUGCAGUGAACCUUUUUGGCUUCAUACAAAACUGGAGCACAUCUUCAUUUCCUACAGAAGUUACAACAAAAAUCAUCAGUCUGGGCAGCUCACGUGGGGAACGUUCAACCGUACAGGCAGAGAUCUUGCAGCCAGUCCAAAACCCUAUCCUUCCUUAUGUGGGCCCAAUUUCUGGAGGACUGAGAGAAGGCAUGGCCUUGUACUUUCAAGGAGUUGUUCCCACUAAUGCUGACCGGUUUGAAAUAAAUUUCAAGACUGGGCAGUCCAGUCACGAUGACAUUGCUUUCCACUUCAACCCUCGAAUGGGCUCAAAGGUGGUCAUGAACAGUUUCGGGAACAAAAAAUGGGGAGCUGAGGAAAGUUUCUCUGAUAACCCCUUUAAAAAGGGACAAGCUUUUGAGAUGUUCAUCGUCAUCAAAUCUGAAGGAUAUCAGGUAUACGUGAAUGGCAAGGAGCAGUACACAUUCAGGCACCGUAUACCAUUGGAAAAAGUGUCAGCGUUAAAUAUCUUUGGAGAUGUUGCCGUGAAUCUUUCUGGCUUCAUUCAAAACUGGAGCACAUCCUCAUUUGUUACUAAAGUCAAGUCAUCAAUCACUAGUCUGCGUGGGGAACUUUCCACCGUACAGGCAGAGAUCUUGCAGCCAGUCCAAAACCCUAUCCUUCCUUAUGUGGGCCCAAUUUCUGGAGGACUGAGAGAAGGCAUGGCCUUGUACUUUCAAGGAGUUGUUCCCACUAAUGCUGACAAGUUUGAAAUAAAUUUCAAGACUGGGCAGUCCAGUCACGAUGACAUUGCUUUCCACUUCAACCCUCGAAUGGGCUCAAAGGUGGUCAUGAACAGUUUCGGGAACAAAAAAUGGGGAGCUGAGGAAAGUUUCUCUGAUAACCCCUUUAAAAAGGGACAAGCUUUUGAGAUGUUCAUCGUCAUCAAAUCUGAAGGAUAUCAGGUAUACGUGAAUGGCAAGGAGCAGUACACAUUCAGGCACCGUAUACCAUUGGAAAAAGUGUCAGCGUUAAAUAUCUUUGGAGAUGUUGCCGUGAACCUUUUUGGCUUCAUACAAAACUGGAGCACAUCUUCAUUUCCUACAGAAGUUACAACAAAAAUCAUCAGUCUGGGCAGCUCACGUGGGGAACGUUCAACCGUACAGGCAGAGAUCUUGCAGCCAGUCCAAAACCCUGUGAGUGACCGAUCCUUUCCAGUGACUUCUGAAUGCACAACAAAGUGCAAACACUUAAUGAAACAGCAGUGCAUGAGAACUGUUUCAUCCAAGAGCAAUUGUCUCACCAUAGUUUCAGGAUUAUGA
Megalobrama amblycephala (Wuchang bream) is the source of this 2016-nucleotide messenger RNA. RefSeq lists its product as uncharacterized. Lineage: Eukaryota; Metazoa; Chordata; Actinopteri; Cypriniformes; Xenocyprididae. The transcript is spliced from 15 exons. The coding region runs from base 1 to 2016 and encodes 671 amino acids. Gene Ontology annotation, molecular function: carbohydrate binding. The record is from RefSeq and is a predicted model, not a curated record.